Messenger RNA from Arabidopsis arenosa, 1564 nucleotides. The record is from the annotation of a GenBank genome assembly. NCBI's taxonomy places the organism in Eukaryota, Viridiplantae, Streptophyta, Magnoliopsida, Brassicales, Brassicaceae.
UUGCUUAAAGAAACUAGAAAUCCAUGGAACCGUCUCGUCAUACUCAUGUGAUGCUGGUAUCUUUCCCAGGCCAAGGUCACGUAAACCCUCUUCUUCGUCUUGGAAAGCUCAUAGCCUCUAAAGGCUUACUCGUCACCUUUGUCACCACAGAGCAGCCAUGGGGCAAGAAGAUGCGUCAAGCCAACAAGAUUCAAGACGGUGUGCUCAAACCUGUUGGUCUAGGUUUCCUCCGGUUCGAGUUCUUCUCUGACGGUUUAGCCGACGACGAUGAAAAAAGAUUUGACUUCAAUACCUUCCGACCACACCUUGAAGCUGUAGGAAAACAAGAGAUCAAGAAUCUCGUUAAGCGAUAUAACAAGGAACCGGUGACGUGUCUUAUAAACAAUGCUUUUGUCCCAUGGGUAUGUGAUGUGGCCGAGGAGCUUCACAUCCCUUCGGCUGUUCUAUGGGUCCAGUCUUGCGCUUGUCUCACCGCUUAUUACUAUUACCACCACCGGUUAGUUAAGUUUCCGACCGAAACCGAGCCGGACAUUAACGUUGAAAUCCCUUGCUUGCCAUUGUUAAAGCAUGACGAGAUCCCAAGCUUUCUUCACCCUUCGUCUCCCUUUACAGCUUUUGGAGAAGUCAUUUUAGACCAGUUCAAGCGACUCGAAAGCGACAAGCCUUUUUAUAUUUUCAUCGACACUUUUCGCGAACUAGAAAAAGACAUCAUCGACCACAUGUCACAGCUUUCUCCUCAAGCCAUCAUCAGUCCUGUCGGUCCGCUUUUCAAGAUGGCUCAAACCAUGAGCUCUGACGUUAAGGGAGAUAUCUCUGAGCCAGCGAGUGACUGCAUGGAGUGGCUUGACUCAAGAGAACCAUCCUCAGUCGUUUACAUCUCCUUUGGGACUAUAGCCAACGUGAAGCAAGAGCAGAUGGAGGAGAUCGCUCAUGGCGUUUUGAGCUCUGGCUUGUCAUUCUUAUGGGUGGUUCGGCCUCCCAUGGAAGGGUCACUUGUAGAACCACAUGUUUUGCCUCGAGAGCUCGAAGAUAAGGGUAAAAUCGUGGAAUGGUGUCCCCAAGAGAGGGUCUUGGCUCAUCCUGCAAUUGCUUGUUUCUUAAGUCACUGCGGAUGGAACUCGACAAUGGAAGCUUUAACUUCCGGAGUCCCUGUUGUUUGUUUUCCGCAAUGGGGAGAUCAAGUGACGGAUGCGGUUUACUUGGUUGAUGUUUUCAAGACAGGAGUGAGACUAGGCCGCGGAGCGGCUGAGGAGAAGAUUGUUUCGAGGGAGGUUGUGACGGAGAAGCUGCUUGAGGCCACCGUUGGGGAAAUAGCGGCGGAGCUGAGAGAAAACGCUCGGAGGUGGAAGGCGGAGGCGGAGACCGCCGUGGCGGACGGUGGAUCAUCUGAUAGGAACUUUAAAGAGUUUGUGGACAAGUUGGUUACGAAACAUGUGACGAGAGAAGACAACGGAGAACGCUAGUGAUAAUGAUGUCUCGUAAAUAUUUGUUGUACCACCACAACCUUCUCUAUAGAUAGUAUCGAUCCGUCUUUUUUCUUAGUGAAUAAAUCGCAUCAAUCUCA